Lutra lutra (Eurasian river otter) is the source of this 2554-nucleotide messenger RNA. RefSeq names its product dynein axonemal assembly factor 3 (gene DNAAF3). The transcript has 14 exons. Gene Ontology annotation, biological process: axonemal dynein complex assembly; motile cilium assembly. The record is from RefSeq and is a predicted model, not a curated record. Bases 191 to 1822 code for a protein of 543 amino acids. NCBI's taxonomy places the organism in Eukaryota, Metazoa, Chordata, Mammalia, Carnivora, Mustelidae.
AUCGCGCCUGUGCCAACCCGCGUACUCCCAUUGGUUGACUGGUCGAAAAGGAAGGAGCUCUGGGCAGUUGUGUGUAGCGGGUGUAGAACAGCGGUGCAGCACGGAGCAGGGAGGGAGGGGGCGUCCCGGAGUCUUUGGAAAGACAGAGGUGAGGGAGUGUCCCAGGGAGGAGAGGGGCUGUGAGAGGGGCAUGGAUGGGCGACGCAGAAACGGUGGUUUGGGACUCCCAGGACGUCUGUUCUGCAGGGCGAUGACCACACCGGCAGGCUCGGGCGCAGGCUUCGGCUCCGUGUCCUGGUGGGGCCUGUCCCCGGCGCUGGACCUGCAGGCUGAGAGUCCUCCUGUGGACUCGGACUUGCCGGGCGAUGCAGAGCCCAGGACCCCCGAGCUAGAUGUACUGCUGCUGGGAUCCGUGGAUGGGCGGCACCUGCUUCGGACCCUGGCCCGGGCGGCGCUCUGGCCUCGCAGGAGGUUACAUUUCUAUGUGCUAGAGAAUAAUCUGGAAGCUGUGGCUCGACACAUACUGAUCUUCAGCCUAGCUUUGGAGGAACCUGAGAAGAUGGGGUUGCAAGAGAGGAGCGAGACCUUCCUGGAGGUGUGGGGGAACGCGCUGCUGCGCCCCCAGGUGGCCGCCUUCGUGCGUGCCCAGGCCAAGCACCUGGUGCACCUGGUCCCAGAGCCCGACCGCCUGGCGGAGCAGCUGCCCUGGCUCAGCCUGGGCGCCCUCAAGUUCCGCGAGCGCGACGCCCUGGAGGCUGUGUUCCGAUUCUGGGCCGGCGGGGAGAAGGGGCCCGAGGCCUUCCCCAUGAGCCGCCUCUGGGACUCCAGGCUGCGCCACUACCUGGGCUCCCGUUACGACGCCCGGCGCGGUGUCUGCGACUGGGACUUGCACAUGAAGCUGCACGACCGCGGGGCCCAAGUCAUCCACACUCGCGAAUUCCGGCGUUGGAGGGACACUGGUGUGGCCUUUGAGCUCAGAGACUCCAGCGCCUACCACAUGCCAAACCGGACCCUUGCGUCAGGUCGCCUCCUGAGUCAUCACGGAGAGCGUGUCGCAGCGCGCGGGUAUUGGGGGGACAUCGCCACGGGGCCAUUCGUGGCCUUUGGCAUCGAAGCAGAUGAUGACAGCCUCCUGCGGACCAGCAAUGGACAGCCAGUCAAGACCGCCGGUGAGAUCACGCAGCACAACGUGACAGAGCUGUUCCGAGAGGUGGCCGCCUGGGGGCGCCCGAGAACCGCCCAGGGAAACCCUGAGCAGGUGCACCAGGACGGGGAUGGAAGCCCAGAGCGCGCUGCUCCUGCUCCGGAAUUCUUCACUGUGCGCUUCCUGCCUCUCGGCUCUGCCCAGACCCUUCACCACAAAAGCUGCUACAAGGAACGGUUCCAGCUGCUCUAUGUGGCCUGUGGGAUGGUGCAUCUUCUUAGCCCAGAUCUGGGGGCCACCGUGGCCCCUGGAGGACGCCUGGUGGUGGAAUUAGCGCGAUACCUGGUGGACCUGCGGCGGGAGCAGCUGCAGGGGUUUGCCAGCCGGGUCGGGGAGCUCGCUCGGGCGGCUGGGUUCACCCCACUGCCGCAGGCCAGGCCCUCGGAGACCUUCGCGCGCUUCCACAAGGCCCCAGACUCCGCUUGUGGCACUGACUCCGCUGUGGACUCCAUGACUCCGCCCCCUGACGUCCCAACCCCGCCCCUUGAGGACCUGAGCCAGGCUCUGGAAGGCGGGACCCCACCCCCUGAGCCCCUCAAGCGGCCCCCAGAGUCUCCGGCUCUACCCACAGAGUCAGACCCCACAACCAGAGAGUCUGAGCCCUGUCCCCAUCUCUGACUUGUAAAGUCAGGUCCUGGAAUUUGAGCCCGCCUCUAGAACACUCAGUUCUGUUCUCAGCAGUCUCUAUCAGCUCCAGAGGUGUUGCUGGCAUUUCAAAUUACCGUCCUGGGAUUCUGUGUUCUGUUCCUACAUUUCUAGAUUGUUCUUUUAGAGUUACACGUUCUACUCUUGAGACACGCCUACAGAGAUGGGCCCUGAGUCUCAGGCCCUCUGUGUGGUCUCCUUGUCCCCCGAGGUCCUGUUUUAACUGGGGAUGGGGGAAUUGCUCUCCAGGGCUGUUCAACACCCCCAGGGGCCCAGUAAAGAGAGUGGGGUCCUCUUCUUCAUGUGCCCAUGGUGCCUUUCCGGUCUUCAGUCUUGUCUCCAGGACUGGGAAACGGGAUGAGCUAGACUGGUCAGGAGAGACCCAGUUCCUACUGAACCAGAGUGUCCUCAGUGAAGCUUGAGCAGCCCAGACGAGCGCAAAGUUCCGGGGGCCUUCAAGGUCAUCCCGGGCGUGCCCUCACUGACCCUCCAAGCGCCCCUUGCCCCGUCUGUGCCUCCUGCAACCCCUGGCCCGAGUCUCAGCAUGGCGGACGAGUGAGUGCAGCUUGGUAACUGGGACUCCCCGAGGCCCGAGGCGGUGGGGGGAGCAGCGAUGCGGCGGGGUGCCCGCCCCCAGCUCCGGCCCCAAUCCGACGCCGGUCUUCUGCCAACUACCGCGCGUACGCCACGGAGCCGCACGCCAAG